UCGGGCAUCUUGUUGUUCAUCAGACCUAGUACAGCACGGUCAGCGAGACAUUUCACUACUUCCGAGAAGAUUCAUAUGUCUGCUUUCUCUCCAAGAAGAAAAGCACAUCGCCUCGAGUCGCGGAUUUUCUGCUCGCACAACUGUUUGGACUUCUUCUAGACGCGCGUCAUCACAUUUUCUAAUUGCUUCUUCAAUUGUAGCUGCUGGGUACUCGUUUUGAAUCGCGGUUUGAUUCUCGGUCUGGUGACCCCCUAAUAUAGUGUUUUAUUAAAUUUGCUCUGUGGUUGACGUUGUGGAAAAUUGUUUGUUUUAUGGGUGGAUAAUUGAUUCGCACCAGAGGAAUGAACGAAAACAUCCAAAAGAGCUGAUACAUCUAGGAUGUAUGGAAAAGUAGGGUAGCAGUUUCCAUAACAACGGUAUUAAUGGCUGGAAAACGAUUCAUCAUCGUCCUGUUAUGGAUGUGUUUGCUGCUCCAAUCAGAUUGCUACGCUAAAGAAAGGGUGAGUAAACGGGAGUUGGCGCAAGACAGAAUCCACCUGCAGAGGUCGCAGCCAUACGUCAAAGAAGAACCAGGAUUUUUAUCAAGAAUUGCAAGCUGGAUCUUCCCCUUUGGGUCAUCAAAGAGUGAAGCAGACUCGAUACCUUCUGCUGGUCAUCACUCACCUUCGUAUCUACCACCACCGAAGCAACCACAUCCAAAAUAUCUCCCAACCGAAAACCUACCACCUCAAAAUUAUCCCCCAGCUAAGCAUGAAUCCUCAGAUUGCAACCCUUGUAAUAGGGAACCCUGGAUACCAAUCCCUGGAAAAUCUGAAAGAAACAACGUUAUAAACUUCGUGCCACCAAAUGAAGUGAAUAAAGUUGUUUUGGAUGGAUUGAACCCUCCCCCUCCUCAAUACGGAGCCCCAAAGCCUUUACCAAACUCAAUCAAUGCCAUAACUUCUUUUGAUCGUCCGCCUGUGCAUCAAGAGCUGCCCAAAGUCGAGUAUGGACCUCCAAGCAAUUCUCCAUCACCUCAGUAUGGUGUUCCAAACAUCGAGAUCACCCCAUCGGUGCUUUUUGGGUCGUUGGUGAUCCCUCAGAACUCUGGACCUUCUUUAAAUCAGUAUGUGCCUGUUGGUUCUGGACCUUCUUUGAAUCAGUAUGUGCCUGUUGGUAACUUCAGGAACGCACCGGAAACUCCUUCGACGUUUCCUCAGGUUCCAAAGGGGUAUGGGCCUCCAUUCAGAACCAAAGUUUCACCAGUACCAUCGCCUCAUUCGGGUGUACCAAAUCAUAUGCUGCCUCCACCUUCUAAAGUCCUGCAACAGGGUAAUUACAUCAAUAUAGUUGGAAUGAGACCACCACCACCUCCAAGAGUUACAACUCAUUUGGUUCCUGUGAAACAGCACCAUCAGAAUCCUAACAGUAUUCAGGACAUCCUACAACCACCAGUUUCACAACAUUCAGUACUAGAUGAAGAGUAUCCUCCGUAUACUAGCAAGCCCAUAGAUUUCUACAGUACUCCAGAUAUACAUGGCAUUGAGCAGAUACCCUUGUCAUCUGGAGAUAACGAUGAUGCUGGUUAUCCCAUCGCAUUCCCUAAUUUGAGCAUAAGACCAUUGGUGCCUCUUCAUAAUUAUGUCCCAUUCAGAAGAGGAUAUGGUGGCUCUGAGAAAGUAGAAUCUGUCCAAAUAUUGCAAAGUGUGCCAAUAGCAGACUACGUAUCAUCAAUAGAACAUCCCAUCAACGUGAUCCAAUCACCAAUCGUUGACCUCAGUUUGGGGAACGAACCAGAAUCAACAAAGCUAAUAAACAUCAACGAACAAUCUAAACCCACGGUAUACACAUCAGACCACGUAUCUUCUAGACCGAACACAAUCCAAUCAGGCAUCUUCGUGAACCCAAAUAUUGAAAGAGUAAAAUUCAAUGAGAAUCCAAUUGUAGUAGAUGAUGUCCAAACGGCAGCUUCUUCACAUAAUGAAACCUACCAAAAGAGUGAUCAAUCUUCUAACAGAGACGGUGGUGAAGAUAUCGGAGUACAAUCUCUUGAAACAUCCACUCUUCCACUAAGUGGUAGAGAAGAAUUUGAUGAUAUAAAUUCGAUAAAACAAGAAUUUAGUGAUAACAUAAAAAGCACCUUCGAUAAGAAAGAAGCGUCGAAAGAGUUGAAAUUCACUGAACCUCCAUUAGAUUUCAGUGAAUGGACGCCUACUUGGGGUGGAAUAUCAAUGGAAAUGACUCCUCCUUCGGUACAAUCUUCUUGGACAACAACUUUUGAUAGCACUGAAACGCCAAAAAAGCCGAAACACAUCCAGAUCAUAAUUCCUUACUACAGUUUCAACGGUACAACGAAACACGUCAUCAAUGAUAAAAUUUAUACGAAGAAUGUAUUUCCUCAUGUAAAAAAUCCUAAAAAAGAAGUUUACACAACGCUGCUUCCAGUAUAUACCCCACCACCUUCCAGUGAGCACAGUUUGUGGUCUCAGUUCUUGAAUAAUUUCGAUAACUUGCCUUCUGGAAGUGCUGAGGCGUCAGCCUUCAGAACUCGUAGCUCUACUAGUGCAUACAACAUCCAAGAUCUGCUGGGAGGCGAUAAGCCCCAAAUACCACAAGACCUUCCAUUCGAUAUUCUUACAUUCCAGAAGAAUAUCGACGAAUGGACCCAACAAGCCUAUUCGAAGACCACUGAGAAGCUGACUUCAGGUCAAGGUGUUAUACAGAAACUGAAUCCAUCUAAAAGGAUUCCUGAUCAAUAUCUUACCACUGUGCCAUAUGAUUACACCACCAUUCAACCCCUUAAUAAUUUCAUUGGUGAUCAAGAACCUGCUGGGUCUGUCAAUAAAGAGAAUUUUAGAGAUGAUGUUGGUAAUGAGCUCAUAUUGAAUGAAGCAACGACAACGACUGAAGAAUUGUCGACUGUUACUCCAGUAACAGAAAUUAAUACUGAUAAAGAAAUCAAAACAACUUUAUCAGAUAAGAAAGAGAAGAAGUCUUUAUGGGAAAGUGCUGAAGUAACAAUUUCAGGUGAUACAAAAGAAAAAGUGUACAUUGUGACACCAGGUAGCCCUGUUGCUUGGAGUUCACCUCCUAAAAUUCUGAAAGAAACAACAACUACUGAAUCUAAUUUGUUGUUUGAGCAUCCAAAGUUCUCUAUUAGAAUUGAAGAUAACAAUACUAAUAGUAGCAAGAAUGCAAAUGGUACAACCAAAGUUAUUUUCAGUGAGUGGCCUCAUAAAAUAAAUAAUCUGCAAACUACAACUCCCAAGCACACCUCAAGACAUCCAUUGUUUGGUAGAAUGGACGUCUCAGCAUACAACCCACCAAGCAAUAAAAUAAUUGCUAAUGUGAAUGGCCAUUCAAGGAUCCUUCAGGACUUGGCAUCAUUUGUGGAAGAGCAAAAAAACAGCAGUACCACAAAAUAGGUUCAUCAAUGAGAAAACAGUGAAGUGACACUUGAACAAUUCGUGAAAAUUGAAGUGGAUUGCUUUAUAUUGAAAUAUGAAGAG
Messenger RNA from Harmonia axyridis, 3488 nucleotides. RefSeq lists its product as uncharacterized. Bases 423 to 3404 code for a protein of 993 amino acids. The record is from RefSeq and is a predicted model, not a curated record. The transcript is spliced from 6 exons. Lineage: Eukaryota; Metazoa; Arthropoda; Insecta; Coleoptera; Coccinellidae.